Molecule: messenger RNA, 3754 nt
Organism: Neltuma alba
Lineage: Eukaryota; Viridiplantae; Streptophyta; Magnoliopsida; Fabales; Fabaceae
Product: AP3-complex subunit beta-A
Biological process (GO): intracellular protein transport; vesicle-mediated transport
Cellular component (GO): membrane coat; AP-3 adaptor complex
Source: RefSeq, a predicted model, not a curated record
CAUCCAAGCACUCCCAACUUCGCUCCAAAUUCAGUUAGUAGAGGAUCAGAGAGAAGAGUUGCGACAGGAAAAAUUCUUCCCAAAAUAUGUUCCCACAGUUUGGGGCGACGGCGGAAUCUUUGAGUAAAGCGUCCACGUUGGUGUUCCGGAUCGGUACAGACGCCCAUCUCUACGACGAUCCCGAAGAUGUCAGUAUUGCUCCCCUACUCGACAGCAAGUUCGAUUCUGAGAAAUGCGAAGCUCUUAAGCGAUUGCUUGCCCUCAUCGCCCAGGGCUUCGAUGUCGCCAACUUCUUCCCUCCCUCAGUAAGUUGUUUUAAAAAUGUUGCAUCUCAAUUGGAAGUGAAGAAGCUGGUCUACUUGUACCUCCUGCAUUAUGCUGAAAAGCGUCCAAAUGAAGCAUUGCUAUCAAUUAAUUGUUUCCAGAAGGACCGUGACCCAAACCCACUGGUGAGGGCAUGGGCACUUCGUGCCAUGGCUGGUAUAAGGCUUCAUGUAAUUGCACCUCUUGUUCUUGUUGCUGUGGGGAAGUGUGCAAGAGAUCCUUCUGUUUUUGUUAGAAAAUGUGCUGCAAAUGCUCUUCCUAAGCUUCAUGAUUUGCGGCUAGAGGAACAUACUUCUGCAAUUGAAGAGAUUGUUGGACUAUUAUUAAAUGACAAUUCCCCAGAAGUUGUUGGAGCUGCAGCUUCUGCAUUUGCUACUGUUUGUCCAAAUAAUUUUUUGUUGCUAGGAAGAAAGUUCAAAAGGUUGUGUGAGAUUCUUCCUGAUGUUGAAGAGUGGGGUCAGAUAAUCUUAAUUGGGAUCCUUCUGCGGUAUGUGAUAGCAAGGCAUGGACUUGUCAAAGAAUCAAUCAUGUUUUCUUUGUGUCAGGAAAAGGAUUGCAGCUCUGGAAAGACUGUAUCUGAAGAUGAUGAGCCAGACUUUACGGCGAAAGAAGCUGUGGAUGGCUCUGGGAAUACUUUAUCUGAAUUAGCAAAUAUGAUUUUCCAUUGCUACAUUGAAAGGCCAGAUGAAUAUCUGUCACGGUCAAGUUCUCCAAACAAGGGUUUUCCUAAAUUAGACGUAUCCCAGUUUUCGUCUUCCAGCAAUGAUGCUGUGAAGAUCCUGCUCCAGUGUACUUCACCACUGUUGUGGAGUAAUAACAGUGCUGCUGUUGUACUUGCAGCUGCUGGUGUGCAUUGGAUAAUGGCCUCUCGGGAUGAUGUUAAGAAAAUUGUUAAACCACUUUUGUUUGUCCUGCGAUCAUCAUACACGUCAAGAUUUGUGGUCCUGUGCAAUAUGCCAAGUUUUUGCUAAGGCUUGCCUUCUCUCUUGUUGCUCACUAUGAAAUUUCUUAUACAUUCUUCAGAUUCAUAUCAGAUUAAAGCUCUGAAGCUUGAGAUACUUUCUGCCAUUGCCACAGACUCGUCUGUUCCAUUCAUUCUCAAAGAAUUUCAGGAUUAUAUUAAAGAUCCAGACAGGAGAUUUGCUGCGGAUACUGUUGCUGCCAUUGGUCUAUGUGGUCAAAGGAUUCCAAAAAUGGCAAAUGCAUGUUUGGACUGGUUGUUGACUCUGUUAAGACGUGAACUUAUGUGUAGCGGAAUUCAAUCUGUGGUUGGAGAAGAUGGCGUGCUAAUUCAGGCAAUCAUAUCCAUUAAAUCAAUCAUAAAGCUAGAUCCACUCACUUAUGAGAAGGUCAUAAUUCAGUUAAUCCGUAGUUUGGAUACAAUCAAGGUCCCUGCUGCCCGUGCUAUGAUUAUUUGGAUGAUGGGGGAGUAUUGCUCUUUAGGUGAGAUAAUCCCAAGGAUGCUGAGCACAGUGCUUAAGUACCUAGCUUGGUGCUUUGCCUCAGAAGCAUUAGAAACAAAGCUCCAGAUACUUAAUACAAUGGCAAAGGUCAUACUAUGCACUAAGAAAGAUGAUAUUGGGUCCUUGCGUAGAGUCUUAAGUUAUGUAGUUGAACUGGCUGAGCAUGACUUGAACUAUGAUAUUCGUGAUCGGUCAUGUUUUGUGAAGAAACUUUUCUCACGGAACCUGGAGUCCCAACAAAAUGAGGAAGAAGAAAAUAACAAAUCACAAAAUAAAGACCUGUCCUAUGUACUUGCUCAAUGCAUAUAUGGUGGACAGACAAAAACAUUGACAGUGUCAUCUGAACCUAUCAAUUCCCGGUUUUAUCUCCCUGGUUCUCUUUCCCAUAUAGUAUUCCAUGCAGCUCCAGGCUAUGAGCCUCUUCCAAAGCCUUCUAGUCUUCCAUACACUGACCUUGAUCAAGAUGAUGGGGUUUCUUCAGCAGAUUUUGAUGAGAGGAAUGGUCCUGAUGCAUCUGGAUCUUUGGAUGAGGAAAGUGCUUCUGAUUACAGUUCUGAACGUUCAUAUACUGGUUCAAGUGAUGUUAGUCGCAGUGAUGAGACUGUUUCUGGUCAUCAAGGUAACAACAAUGCUGAUCCUUUGAUUCAGAUUUCAGACACAGGUAAUGGUGGCCAAAAUCAGAAUGUUGUGUCUCACCCGGAUACAACUGAUUUUGGGGAAUUAUUGUCUACAAGAGCUCUGGAAUCAUGGCUGGAUGAGCAGCCUGGAUUGUCUACAGAAUGUACAAUGGAACAAGGUCGAGCCCGUAGAUCUUCAGCUAGAAUAACAAUAGGAAAUAUCAGAAGUCGAGUUAAAAAUAAAUGCUAUGUGCUCCUAGAUCCUACAAAUGGAAAUGGAUUGAAGGUCAAUUAUUCAUUUUCAUCUGAGACGUCAAACAUAUCCCCUCAACUCAUAUGUUUAGAAUUAUUCUUUGAAAAUUGUUCUUUGGAGUCCUUAUCUGAUGUAGUCUUAAUAGAUGAGGAUUCUAGCAAGGGUUCAGAUUCUACGAACCAUACAUCAUCCCCUGUUGAGAGUGCUUCGAAUACUGAUAUACCAACUCUGGUUUCUAUGGAAGAGAUUUGUUCUCUGGAGCCUGGUCAGACAGAAAAGAGGACUCUGCAAGUUCACUUCCAUCACCACCUAUUGCCUCGAAAGUUGGCUUUGUUUUGCAAUGGCAAAAAAUUUCCUGUAAAGCUAAGGCCUGAUAUUGGAUACUUUGUGAAACCACUUCCAAUCAGUAUGGAAGAUUUCAGAGAUAAAGAAUCUCAUCUUCGCGGGAUGUUUGAAUAUGUGAGGAGUUGUUCUUUCAUUGAUCACAUUGAAGAGCUGAACAAGGACAGCAACUCUUUGACAAAGGACAAUUUUCUUGUGAUCUGCGAAAGCAUAGCACUAAAGAUGCUCAGUAACACAAAUGUUUCCCUCGUAUCUGUGGAUAUGCCUGUUACUGCCCACCUUGAUGAUGCAUCUGGUUUGUGCUUGCGUUUUAGCAGUGAGAUCUUAAGCAAUUCCAUGCCAUGCUUGCUUACAGUUACCGUUGAAGGUAAAUGCUCCGACCCUUUGAGUGUUUCUAUAAAAGUCAACUGUGAAGAGACUGUGUUUGGUUUGAAUUUCCUGAACAGGGUUGUCAAUUUCUUAGUUGAACAGUCUCAUACCCAAUCGUGAGUUUGGAAGUUCGAUUGAGAAACUCAUUUGAAAAACUCGAUGAUCAGAGUUUUGAAGUGUGGUGUCUCCGAACUAUACACUUUAUUUUCUGGGGUGGGUGGGACGUGUGAUGAUUCAACAUGUAUAUGACUUUAUCUCUCAUUUAUUCGUUUUUGGGAUGCUAACUUGGUUCCAAAUACCCUUUUUUAUACCUUCUAUGCUACAUGGAGGGGAACAUAACCUUUGCGUUUCAUCAAUAUCCAUUGCUGCUUCUACACUUCUUUCAA